This is a messenger RNA of Rotaria socialis, 825 nucleotides long. NCBI's taxonomy places the organism in Eukaryota, Metazoa, Rotifera, Eurotatoria, Philodinida, Philodinidae. The record is from the annotation of a GenBank genome assembly.
AUGGCUUCUAGCCAACAAACUCAUGGAGCAGCAUCAUGUUGUAGAAAUCGACGUGAAUUAAGUUCGGAUGACAUUGAAAAUCUCAAACGACUUCGUUCAGCUGGUGUACAUGGACAUCCUAUGAAGAUCUUAUCGAUGUACCAUGAAUGUAAUGAAUCCAUUGAAUUAACAAAAGCUCGAAAAGAUCAUGAACGAGAAAUGCGUAAUCAACAACGAGAAGAACGAUCAUCAAAGCAUGAAUUAUUAGCUGAAGUUGAAACUGGCUACGUAACAGUCAAUAAUCGGGAAGAUUGGCCACGUCAUAUUGAACAGGUAUACCUAGAUGGAAAUAAUAUGAUGUUCGUUGUUAAAUCACUUCGACGUUUAUGUCUAAAUCGAGCUGGUAAAAAAACUGAACGUGCUUUAGCUGAAAUAGCUUCCGCAUGGAAGAAACAAAUGCAUAUACCAAAUGUUGAAAUUAUUUUUGAUGCAACACAUCAACUGGAUCAAAUCGGCUCAGUGAAAGUAUCGAGCGCUCAACCAACUCAUCGAACAACUGAUGAUAUGCUUGUUGAAAUCGCAAGAAAACCGGAGAAUCGAGGAAAAAACAAACGCACAGUUAUAAUAACAUCCGAUCGAGCUUUAGCUGCACUUUUACAACGUGAAGGUUGUUUACUUAUGAAACCAUAUAAUUGGUUUGCUCAUUGUGUCAUGGUUUUAACACCUGAUCUCAUUAGAUGUGAAGAAUUAACUGGCAUGAAAACAGAAAUAUCAACGCCAACAACGGUCAAGAUUCGUUACGACUUUGAUGAGCUUGUUCAUCGUGUCGCUAAUAUUGAUAUAUAA